GCUUCCACCUACCCACUCGCAAACUUUAAAAACGUGAAGUAGGAUUGUUGAUUAACAGCGGAAAGAUACAAUGGCGACACCACUUGCAGCAGGAGCCGAAUUAGGCAACAGUGAAAGCAAAGGUCACGUGUUGUUGACAGGAGGGGCUGGUUACCUGGGAACAACAAUGAUCCCGAUUCUUCUCGAAGAUGGAUACGAAGUUACUGUAUAUGAUAUCUUUAAAUGGGGGCUGCAUCCCAUCCUCAACUUCGCUCAGAACCCACGGUUUCACAUUGUAAAAGGAGAUGUUCGCAACAGGGAUCAGCUGGCCGAGGUUAUGCAUGAUAAAAUUGCAAUUAUUCAUUUGGCUGCCAUUGUUGGAUAUCCAGCAUGUGACAAAGAUCCCGAUCUGGCCAUUGAUACCAACGUCGGUGGGACGCGGAUGAUUACUGAGCUGAAGCGCCCGGACCAGAUCUUGGUGUACGCUAGUACGGGUUCGUGUUACGGAGCGGUAGAGGGCGUGUGUACAGAAGAGACUGGGAUUAGCCCGCUCACUCUGUACGGUGGCAGCAAAGCAGAGGGUGAGAAACUCGUCCUAGACGUGGGCGGGGUCGCUCUUCGACUCGCUACUGUGUUUGGUCUGUCACCUCGACUACGUCUAGAUCUCCUUAUUAACGAUUUAACCCAUAAAGCAUUAACCUUGAAGGAAUUUGACCUGUACGAAGGAAAUUUCCGUCGUACUUUUCUCCAUGUGAAAGACGCUGCACGUGCUUUUGUAUUUGCACUUUCCAACUUUGAUGCUAUGAAAGGACAGGCCUACAAUGUUGGCGAUGAAAAAAUGAACAUGACAAAAUCACAUGUUGCCCGUGUAAUUCAAAGUAACGUACCCGGAUGUAAAAUCACGGAAUCUAACUCUGGCGAGGACAAAGAUAAGAGGGACUAUGAGGUGUCAUACGCAAAGAUCCGAAAAUUGGGUUACUCUGCAACAGUCUCAGUGGAACGUGGAAUACAGGAUAUGCUCAAGGUCCUUCCCUUCCUCGCUACGGAAGACAUUGCUCGCUGUAAAAAUGUAUGA
Messenger RNA from Ylistrum balloti, 1054 nucleotides. Its product is annotated as GDP-D-glycero-alpha-D-manno-heptose dehydrogenase-like. Lineage: Eukaryota; Metazoa; Mollusca; Bivalvia; Pectinida; Pectinidae. The transcript is spliced from 2 exons. Bases 71 to 1054 code for a protein of 327 amino acids. The record is from RefSeq and is a predicted model, not a curated record.